Molecule: messenger RNA, 2328 nt
Organism: Pantherophis guttatus
Lineage: Eukaryota; Metazoa; Chordata; Lepidosauria; Squamata; Colubridae
Source: RefSeq, a predicted model, not a curated record
ACCUAGCCACGCCCACCCAGCCGGUCAUUAGGCAGAUCAUAUUAGUGGUCUGCCGAAUUUAAAAUUAUGAAUUUAGUGGUCCCUGAGGUCCGAAAGGUUGAGGACCCCUGUUCUAGCCCAACCCAAUUUAUUAAUGUUGAUAUUCUGAUAUCAUAAUCACAUGCUGGGCUCCUAGCGGAAUCCAAGGGGAGAAAUACAUUUACCAAUAGAAGAGAAUAUUGGGAAAGGUUGAACUGUGGGGUCCUCAGUGAUCUCUGAGCUUGGUUUUUUUCUUGCAGACGUUUCAUUACCCACCUAGGUAACCUCAUCAGUGCUUGAAAAGAGUGGAGUUUGCAGAGUAGAGGAAGAGGAGGAGAGGGGGGAGAAGGACAAUGACUGUAGGAUCCUUGGUGCUCUCUGAGCUUGGUUAUUUCCUUGUAGACAUUUCAUUACCCAACUAAGCAGUAUCAUCAGUGCUAGAAGAGAGUGGGGUUUGCAGAGGGGAGGAAGGAGGAGGAGGAGGAGGAGGAAGAGGAAGAGGGGAAGGACAAUGACUGUGGGAUCCUCGGUGCUCUCUGAGCUUGGUUAUUUCCUUACAGACAUUUCAUUACCCAACUAGGUAACCUCAUCAGUACUAGAAGGAAAUGAGGUUACAUUUAACAACUAUCCUUAGCUCUACUCGUGGCAAUUCAAAAGGGAUGAAUUGAGGGGAAUCCGCACAUCGUUUUCUUGAGGAGAAACAUCACAACGUGUCCUUCUCUAGCACUCCUUCUUUCUCUGUGGUGCCAGGCUAAAUUUUUCUAACCCUUCCUUCCUCCGAUUCCCGAUUUAUCACCUUUUUCUUUUUUUACCUUUUCUUUUCUCAGAAAGGGAAAAGCAAGGAGGGGAAGAAAGAGGAGAAAUCCCACAAAGGAAAGUCCCACGGCAAAGAAAAGCCCGCUUCCGCUCAAAGCGUAACUGUGAAUGUCGUGUUUUCUCCCAUCCCGGAAGAGAAAGAAGCAGUCAUUGGGCCUCCGCCAAGAAGUGAGCCGGAUAAAAGCCUCCGUACUCCAAUGAAGGAAUUAGCAGAAAAGCUCGAAAAAGAGAAAAACGAGGAAAAAGACAAGCUCAACCUCUGGAUGAGUCAGAUGUACGUUUUCUUUGUCAAAAACUUUUUCGCCAACUACAGGAACUUGCAGCUGGUGAACAAAACCAUCAUCGAUAACAGAGCUCGAGAAGUGGAACUCUUAAUCCUGAGGCAAAAACAAGAGGAGGAGGAAGAAGCCAAGCUCAAGGCUCUGAAGGAGGCCGAGGAGGCCCGAAAAUUAGAAGAAGCGGCAGCUGAAAAAGCAGCCUUGGAACUGGAGGAAACUCUGACUCGAGAAAUGGAGGAAAACCUGAGCCAGGUCCAAUCCCCUCCGAAAGAAGAUUCUCCUACUUUGCUCCAGAGCACGGCCACCAAGGCAGCCAUGGCAUGGAAGAAGAAGAAAAAGUGAGAAGAGCCGCACGGCCGCCGUUACAGCCAGUCCUCGACCAACGACCGCCAUUGAGCCCGACACUUCUGUCGCUGAGCGAGACAAGUCGUUGGGUUUUGCCCCAUUUUGCGACCUUUCCGGCCACAAGUUCUUAAGCGAAUCGCUGCGGCCGUUAAAGUUAGCAACGCGGUUGUUGAAAGGAACCUGGUUUCCCCGUUGACUUUGCUCGUCAAAAGGUCACAAAAAAAAAAAACCCACACGACUCCGGGGACGCUCCAACCGUCGCUAAGUCCAUGCCAGUUGCCAAGCCUCUGGAUUCUGAUCACGUGACCCUGAGGAUGCUGCCAUGCGGUCGUUAAAAAUCGUAAGCCACUUAGUGGUAAGUUCAUUUAGUGACCGUUUGAUGUUACAACGGCACUGAAAAAAGUGACUUGUGAUCAUUUCUCACACUAACAGCCAUUGUAGUAUCCCCAGGGUCACGUGAUCAAAAUUCGGAUUCUUUGGCCACUGGUUCAUAUUUGUGACGGUUGCCGUAACCCAGGGUCACAUGACCUCCUUUUACGACCUUCUGCCAAACAAAGUCAGGGAGGAAGCCAGAUUCACUUAACAACCGUAUUGCUAACUUAACAACUGCUGUGAUUCACUUAACAACUGGCAAGAAAGGUCGUAAAAUGGAGCGAAACUCACUUAACAAACGUUUCCCUUAGCAGCAGAAACUUGGGGCUCUAUGGCGGUCGUAAGUCGAGGACUUCCUGUGUUUACAGGCCGUCAAAACAUCAGAAGGCAAAAAGCUGCCUCUAAAACCAUUUUAUUUUGUAACAAAGAGCAGAAAGAGGAUUCAAGUGGUAACAAUAAAGUUUUAUUAUUCAAGUAAGGUUACGCAGUGACGAACAGA